Messenger RNA from Linepithema humile (Argentine ant), 2273 nucleotides. The record is from RefSeq and is a predicted model, not a curated record. Lineage: Eukaryota; Metazoa; Arthropoda; Insecta; Hymenoptera; Formicidae.
GCCGCCGCUCGUUUCUGGCAGCAUUGGACGGAGGUCUAGUAUUGUGGACACAGCCGACACAGCCCUUAAAAGUAUGGAUAACGUUGUGGACACAGAAAGCUAAGCGUAUAAAAUUGAUUGACAUAAGAAGGAAUAAGGUGUCCGAGUUUCCAAAGUAGAAAUCAACGAUGGACGACAUCAUAGAAUUUAAUUAUGCUGAAAUGCUUCUACACUUAAGUAGUGCCGCUUCAGACGAUCACUUGGGUGCAGAAACAAUAGACGGCGUGCCGAUACGAAAAUUAUUUGUCAGCAAUUUGGCCGAUAGGACAACUUUUAAAGAUUUGCACACCAGCUUUUCUAAAUAUGGAAAUGUUGAGAGUUGCUUCUUGCGUAGAAACCAUGGCAAGAGAAACUAUGCGUUUGUUACGUUUAGCAAAGUGACAGAGGCAAUAAAAGCCAGGUUAGACGGGGGCAGGAAGCAAAUAAGAUUACACAACAGAGAUUUGAGAGUGAUGCCUGCGGACUCUUGGCAUCAGCCUGAUAGCAUAGAACACAAAUUGUACACCAUGGGAAAAGAAUCGAACAAGAGUUCUGAAAAAAAGGUGAAUGAACAAUGUACUCAAGAAUAUCUGCAGAAUGACACAAAUAGAGUGUCCAUUCAUAUACUGAAUGACGAUUGUCUCAGACAUAUUUUUCUAUUUUUGCCAAUUCUAGAUAGAGUUCGUAUAGAAAGAGUUUGCAGGCGUUGGAGAAUUUUAAGCCAAGACUCUUGGCACAUGAUGAAGACACUAGAUCUCUCACCUUUGACAUGGGGUUCCAUGGGAAAUAAAACAAUUUCUACAGCUAUACUUCGCAAAAUAUUGCUCAAAUCUGGCAGGUUUCUCACACGAGUAAAUCUAUCCGAACCGAUACAUAAUUUAUCCCAAAGUACAUUAACUAUCGUUGGAAAGUUGUGUCCCAAUCUUGAAAGCGUUGAUGUUACUGGAUUAACAGUUUGCGCGUCAGGCAUACAAAUGUUAGCGAAAAAUUGUAGGAACAUAACCAAGUUCAAUUUAGGACCAUCGUCAUACAGCUGUGAUAACGAAUUGAAAGAGCUCUUUAAGCUAAAUCAGAACUUGGAGCAUCUUGCGAUAACCAGAAACGGCGUCUUAGGCAAAUGCUUAUUAUGGUUGCCGGCACAAACCGUGCAUACAGUUAUAUUAGAGGGAUGCGAUUAUGUUCAAGAUAGUUGUGUUUCAACAGCAUUGAAGAAGCUGGAAAAUUUAAGACACCUUACAAUAGAUAAUUGCAUUGGUGUAGCAAAACACACAUUCGAAACUAUCAGCAAACACUGUCGAAAUCUAAGAGUAUUAGAGCUUAGUGGCGAUUUUCCUUCCAUGCAAACGGCGGAUAUGUUAUAUUUAACUCACCUUGCCAACCUGCAAGUUCUGAGAAUCACAGAUAAUCCCAAAAUAUUGGAUGAAUUCCUUGCCAGUUUAGUAUAUCAGUGUCAGCAACUUACUUGUAUAGACAUUACAGGUUGCAUCGGUGUGACUGAUACCGGAUUGGCAGCUAUCGCUACAUUAGCGAAGCUGGAAAAAUUAACCAUCAAUAAUUUGGAUUGCGUCACCGACGACGGUUUGCAAAAUAUGUGCAAUUUGAGGGAAAUGCAUUGCCAAAGAUGUCCGCAAAUUAAAGAUCACGGCAUGUCAAUGCUGAUUAAAUCCUCGCCUCAGUUACAAUUGUUGGAUCUCUCCGGAUGCGGAAAUAUUACUCAUGCCACUCUCAAGACUGCCAAGGACGCUUGCAAUGAUCGAUCCAAUAACACGGUAUUGAAGAUGAUUAUUGGAGGGACGUCAAUUUCCCCCGAAUUGGACGGAGAGACGACCCAGCAGUCGUCUCCGCUUUUACAAAUAGUGAAUGUUGAUUUGUCCACAACGCUGAGUGACUACAUGCACGAUAUCGAUGACGAAUAUGAUAUCGAUGACACACAUGAAGCAAAUCUAAUUGAUUCCGUCGAUUUCUGGUCAUCCGAUUUCGAGGAUUAUACAGACUCUUACGGAUCAAAUUUUUCGGGUUCAAAUGGUUGGGAUUCAGAUUCUUCAAAUUUCUAAAAAUUAAAUUAAUUCGACGAAUUUGUUUUGUUCUACGUUAUCAGUUUUCUAUAAUUUAAGCGGAUUUUUUUGUGAAGACAUUGCUAUAACUCAAAAGUGACUUAAGAUGCUUGUUUUUUUGUAAAUAACACUACAGUCAAAUAUUAUGUAAGUUAUUAUUUCAUAAUGUAAUAAAGUUCAGCGAACAAAUAUAAAUUCGUA